Molecule: messenger RNA, 1524 nt
Organism: Cladophialophora psammophila CBS 110553
Lineage: Eukaryota; Fungi; Ascomycota; Eurotiomycetes; Chaetothyriales; Herpotrichiellaceae
Exons: 2
Coding region: 1-1524 (507 amino acids)
Biological process (GO): plasma membrane lactate transport
Cellular component (GO): plasma membrane
Molecular function (GO): secondary active monocarboxylate transmembrane transporter activity
Source: RefSeq, a predicted model, not a curated record
AUGGGUGUCAAGCAGAACUUGAAGUUAUGGGAAAACCACAUCACAUACAUCGACGAAAAUGGAGUCGAACAGUCGAGUAUUGCGAAGAGGACCAUUCCUAUCCCCCCUUGGAAGCUUGUUUGUCUUCUUUCAGGACGAGCCUGGAUGUUUUUCUUUGUUGGACUGGUGGCUUGGGUUGCCGAUGGAUACGAUUACAAUUCUGUCAAUCUCGUAGCCACAGAAUUGUCAAAGGCCUACGGCGAGGACCUGACCAACAUCACACUAUCUAUUACCCUGACGCUUAUCUGCCGUGCCUUUGGCGCCAUCAUCUUCGGCAUCUUAGCUGAUAUGUUUGGGCGUAAAUGGGUGAUGGCUCUGGACCUCUGGUUCCUCGCGGCGCUUCAAAUCGGUACUGCUUUGGUCAAAUCCUUUGGGCCCUUUGUCAUUUGCAGGACUAUAUUUGGGGUAUGCAUGGGCGGAAUCUACGGUCCAGCUGCCGCGAUAGCUAUGGAAAACAUGCCGGUGGAAGCCCGAGGACUGUUUUCGGGCAUCUUCCAGAACGGGUACGCCAUGGGAUACGUCCUUGCGGCCAUGGUCUCGAUCGUGGGUAUGCCGGACACAAUUCAUGGUUACAGAGUCGUCUUCUAUGCUGGAGCGGGUUUCACCGCCACCGUCGCCAUCAUCAUCAUGUGCAUCCCUGAGUCGGCCAUAUUCUCCACACAGCCCGAUGAGGGCAUCGAUGGGAUGACAACCGGAAUAAACCCUAGAAAGAGAAUCUCACUCUUUUGGCGGGACGCCACCCUCGUGGCUCGCCAAUACUGGAAGAUGUUUCUGUUCUGUGUUCUAUUUACAUCGAUUUACAACUGGAUGAUUCACGCCUGUCAGGAUAUCUUCCCGUCCUACUUGAAAGUUCAGAAGGGAUUCACACCGCGCCAAGCUAGCCUUGCUGCGAUCCUUGGUCAAUGUGGCGCCAUCAUCGGUGGCUCCACGGCAGGUUACUACUCUCAGUUCUUCGGAAGACGCCUGACAUCCAUUGUCUGUAUCAUCGUGGCCUGGGCGUUCAUUCCGCUCUUCACGCUUCCCAACGGUUACAGUGCAAUCAUGGCAGGGACAUUUUUCCUCUUGGUCUUUGUUAACGGGUCGUGGGGAAUCAUGCCCAUCUUGCUCAACGAGUAUAGCCCCCCACAAUUCCGCGCCGUGUUCCCUGGUACAGUUUAUCAAUUAGGCAACAUGUUCGCCGCCCCAGCCGCUCAAUCACAAACCGCGGCGGCCAGCGACUGGAUCAGAAAUGGGAAACCGAACUACAACCAAGUGAUGACCAUCUUCAUGUGCGUCCUGUUUGCCGCGGCGAUCAUAGUUUGUGCGUGUGGCCCUGAGAGAUUGGGCAGUCAUUUCGAGGUGAUCAAGCGCGCUGGUGCGAUCGAAAACAUACAAAAGGAGGAAAAGGAGCUCGGUUUGCGCGGCGACAUUGACCAUGACCUUGAGAUCGAGGACGACAUAAAGACAAAGAAUACCACGAUCGAGCAUGUCGAGACCUUCAAAUGA